Sphenostylis stenocarpa is the source of this 534-nucleotide messenger RNA. NCBI's taxonomy places the organism in Eukaryota, Viridiplantae, Streptophyta, Magnoliopsida, Fabales, Fabaceae. The record is from the annotation of a GenBank genome assembly.
AUGACCAAAAACUAUGGCUUCCUUAUCUGCAUACUUGUCAUGGUCUUGGAUAUUGUUGCUGGCAUACUUGCAAUUGAGGCACAAACAGCUCAAAACAAGGAGAAGCACAUGAAGGUGUGGAUAUUUGAGUGUAGAUACCCAAGCUAUCAUGCUUUAAGGCUAGGAUUGGUAGCUGCUACUCUCUUGGUAAUGGCCCAUGUAAUUGCUAACUUGCUUGGUGGGUGCAUUUGUGUUUGGUCCAAAGAACAAUAUCGCUCAGCUUCAGAAAAUAGGAAAUUAGCGGUGGCUUUUCUCAUUUUCUCUUGGAUCGUGUUAAGCGUUGGGUUAUCAAUGCUCAUCAUAGGCACAUUAGAAAACUCAAGAUCAAGAAAAUUUUGUGGGAUGUUCAGCCAUCGGUUUCUAUCCAUAGGAGGAAUUCUGUGUUUCAUCCAUGGAUUGUUCACUGUUCCCUAUUACGUCUCUGCCACAGCCACCAGAAGGGAGGAAGAAAAGAGGCGAGAAAACACAAGCCAUGGCGGAGUAAGACGCUCUUGA